GGUCGUGACUAUAUGCAGACUCGUCCGAUGAUAUUGUCUGGUACUCGACUGAAUGUGAACUUUGCUCCAAUCACAACGCUGGAAAGUGUGACGGUAGCUUUCCAAAACCGGGACGAAGAUUUCCCGUUUUAUAUCUCGAUGGAAUUCCACGCUCAGAAAGCAAAACUGGACGUCAAAAUUAACGGAACGUGGCAACGUUUGUAUGUGUACGACGGGAAAAACGAACAAGCUUUCACUGCAAGCGUGACUUCACAGCAUACAGUUACGUUAGACGUCGAUCAAACCGGACUGACACAAAUCUAUUUGGACGGUGUGGCAAUAACGGAUUACAGACACCCUCUCAUGGAUGUUACCCGUUCGAACAAUCUCUACGUUGGUUCAUCCUCUGACAAUGUUAUGUUGACACGCUUGGAAUUUAAGAGACUACGUUAGACCGUUGCAACAUACUCGAACAAUAUUAUGGUGACCUGUUUUUAAUUUGAGCGACAACGUUAAACCAUAACAUUUUUAUUUAGAAAGGGACACUUAAUAUAAGACACUUAAUAUACGCGUAAAG
This is a messenger RNA of Dreissena polymorpha, 556 nucleotides long. RefSeq lists its product as uncharacterized. Gene Ontology annotation, molecular function: carbohydrate binding. The coding region runs from base 13 to 432 and encodes 139 amino acids. The record is from RefSeq and is a predicted model, not a curated record. NCBI's taxonomy places the organism in Eukaryota, Metazoa, Mollusca, Bivalvia, Myida, Dreissenidae. The transcript has 3 exons.